Messenger RNA from Plenodomus lingam JN3, 447 nucleotides. The record is from RefSeq and is a predicted model, not a curated record. NCBI's taxonomy places the organism in Eukaryota, Fungi, Ascomycota, Dothideomycetes, Pleosporales, Leptosphaeriaceae.
AUGGCUUCCCCGCCCAGACAUCGAGCAAGCCAUCACAAUCCAUCGGUUCCCUUCCCCCCAAAUCCCCCUCGAAACCGACAAAUGCCGCCUCUGCUUGCGCGACUGGUACACCGACAGUUCGUACCCGUGCACUCUGCCCUGCAACCACGCUCUAUGUCUCGAAUGCACAGCCCACAGCAUCGACCACGCAGGCUACGGCACCCUGUUCCCCAGCGAAGUGGACCCGGGGCGGAAUACUGGUGCUGCGGCACCUGUCGCGCAAUCAUGCCCGUCCUGGUCGAUCGCACGGACAUGAUUGCCGACGACGAGGCUGACGGUACAAGAUUGCGAGCACCGGCUUAUGGAGCUCGUCACCAGCUGGCCGGUUAUGUUGUGGGCGGCCGAGGGGGAUGGUUGGUGUGCUGCGUUGCCUGUGCGACUGGCGGGGGACCACGCGGAUCCGAAUGA